AUGUUCAAGCUCGCUCGCAGCAGCCGUCCUGUCGCGGCAGCUUUCAAGGCUGCGACGCUUUUGCUGACUUCUCAAUGCCAUCAGGAAUCCUCCGUUCAGUCCAGAUUCGCUCAGCAACAGAGAAACCUGUCGAUCCAUGAAUACUUGUCUGCGAGACUCCUGAAGUCUUAUGGCGUGGGUGUGCCCAAGGGAGAGGUUGCUCGCUCGGCUGAGGAAGCUGAGGCUGUUGCCAAGUCGCUCGGAAACGACGACAUGGUUAUCAAGGCUCAGGUCCUUGCAGGUGGUCGUGGUAAGGGAUCUUUCGAUAACGGCCUCAAGGGAGGUGUGCGGGUCAUCUACUCGCCUACCGAGGCCAAGAUGUUCGCCGGCCAAAUGAUCGGACACAAGCUCAUCACCAAGCAAACCGGUGCUGCUGGCCGUCUUUGCAACGCGGUGUAUAUUUGCGAGCGCAAGUUUGCCCGUCGUGAAUUUUACCUUGCCAUCCUCAUGGACCGCGCGACCCAGAGCCCCGUCAUUGUCUCCUCGUCCCAAGGUGGGAUGGAUAUCGAGGCUGUCGCUAAGGAGAACCCUGAGGCGAUCAUCACCACUCCUAUCAACAUCAACGUUGGCGUCACUGAUGACAUUGCCCGCAAGAUCGCAACCGAUCUUGGCUUCUCGGAGCAGUGCAUUGAGGAUGCCAAGACUACCAUCCAGAACCUCUACAGGGUCUUCAUGGAGAAGGAUGCUACCCAGAUCGAGAUCAACCCUCUGUCCGAGACCUCUGACCACCAGGUUCUCGCUAUGGAUGCCAAGCUGGGCUUCGAUGACAACGCUGAGUUCAGACAGAAGGAUGUCUUCUCGUGGAGAGAUACCACUCAGGAAGAUGCCGAUGAAGUGAAGGCUGCUGAGUACGGCUUGAACUUCAUCAAGCUUGAUGGUGAUAUUGGAUGCCUGGUCAACGGUGCUGGUCUCGCCAUGGCCACUAUGGAUAUCAUCAAGCUCAACGGUGGAAACCCUGCCAACUUCCUUGAUGUUGGUGGUGGUGCUACCCCCGCUGCUAUCAAGUCCGCUUUCGAGCUCAUCACCAGUGACCCCAAGGUCACCGCCGUCUUCGUCAACAUCUUCGGCGGUAUUGUCCGUUGUGACGCCAUCGCCCAGGGUCUGAUCAACGUUGUGCAUGAGAUGGAUCUGCGCAUUCCUAUCGUUGCUCGUUUGCAGGGUACCAACAUGGAGCAAGCCCAGAAGCUGAUCAACGAAUCCGGCCUCAAGAUCUUCUCUAUUGAGGACCUCCAGAGCGCUGCCGAGAAGUCGGUUCAGUUCUCCAAGGUCGUCAAGAUGGCCCGUGACAUUGACGUCGGUGUUGAGUUCACUCUUGGCAUCUAA
Messenger RNA from Aspergillus clavatus NRRL 1, 1362 nucleotides. RefSeq names its product succinate--CoA ligase (GDP-forming) subunit beta. Bases 1 to 1362 code for a protein of 453 amino acids. The record is from RefSeq and is a predicted model, not a curated record. Gene Ontology annotation, biological process: tricarboxylic acid cycle; succinyl-CoA metabolic process. Gene Ontology annotation, molecular function: succinate-CoA ligase (ADP-forming) activity; ATP binding. NCBI's taxonomy places the organism in Eukaryota, Fungi, Ascomycota, Eurotiomycetes, Eurotiales, Aspergillaceae. Gene Ontology annotation, cellular component: succinate-CoA ligase complex; mitochondrion. The transcript has 8 exons.